This is a messenger RNA of Vitrella brassicaformis, 2707 nucleotides long. The record is from the annotation of a GenBank genome assembly. Lineage: Eukaryota; Vitrellaceae.
GGCCAUUCAUCGAUUCAUUCGCUGUGUCCCCUUCCGACGUACGUCCGGACAAAAACCCUUCGCUGGACGUGUCACGACAAAACCUGCCUCACACUCCCACCAAUCACACACGACACAGAUUACGUACGUACAUUCUUCCUGUGAGCAUGCAACAAACACAUGGACAUGACCUCGUGGCUGCGUGGGGCCCUCCCUCUCAGCCACCAGCCACCCAUCGACCUGACCUAGCCGCAGCCGCGGACACACCCACCACACCCACCUAAGCACCCCUACGGAAAAAAUGCCUACCUGACGCGUCGACACGACAAUUCCGGACCGUCCUAAAUGCGCACGUGCUUUCACAGCUCCCACCCGCUUCGGCCGCUCAGCGCCUGCCGAUCGAUGACGAAUUAGUCCUGUUGCUCAUUUUGCUCACGAGCAGUGUCUGAGUGAAUGGACACACACGGCAUCCACCGAAUGGUCCGUUCUCCCUUUCGUGUCUGAAUACGCACCUUUGUAUGCCUGGAAAUACGCCAAGGCGUAUUCAGUGGCCAUGUCGUCCAGGGCCGUCUUGUUGCGGCCCACCAGCUCGAAGACAGUAGGAAUCAGAUACUGAUGACGGUCGACCUGCAGACGGACAAACAUGGAUGUCCACACACACCAUGCCGAUAAGUGGCUCAUUCGGCCGACGUGUGUAUCCAGUCUCUUCUGGCGGGGAUGUUGACACGAUUGGGGCUGAACCACAGAUACAUCAGGUCAUGCAGCACUUGCUGCGCGCACACAUGGGCGCACACAAAUGGGGAUACACAAACACGCAUAUGCUCAUCUGGUGGGCGGAUCGCUGAAGAUCAUUCUGGUCUUGCUCUUGAGCGUACAAAGAGGAUGGGUGUAGGCAGGUCGUCGAGGUCCUCCUUCUUGAUGUUUUCCAUCCCAAAUGCGACUGACAGUAUGUCCCAGUGCUUCCGCAGCACCGCUUCCGUGAAAGCCUCCCGCAGCCACUGAAUCUGCGGCAGCACCUCUCUCUCGGGCCCGUCGAGGGGCGCUGUCUCGUUGUAGCUCACAGACGCCAGGCCGGCCUUCAUAAGGCCCUCUGAGAAACACACCUCUGUCUCGUCAGCGGACCAUUCUCUCUCCAGACGGGGAAUAUCAACCUGCACGUUCAGAGAGGUGUCAAUGGAUGGGUGGGUGUGGAUGCUCAUGUCUUGCGAUUGUGGCGAAUCCGUCCUUCUGGUGGUCGGCGUACACCUCGGCCAGCAUGAGGAGCUUGUAAGCGAACACAGAUAGAGACGCCGGCAAAUCAGCCUCCUCUUCAUCUGAAAGACAGACAGGCAUGCACUCACUCAUGGAUGACACACGCAGAUGAGUGCACAUGCACGAACGUACCAGGGUCUGAUGACCCUAAGCCAGCGUCGCUCAUGCCCAGAACCUUGCCCGUACUGCGAUCGACGGUGGGGCCGCCAGAGAAGCCCAGAGGGAUGACAGCAUCGUGCGACAGCAUCAGACCAUUCUCGAUGUAGCUGGCUUCAUCUGAUGUGAGGACGAUUUGCGAUCGCUCUGUCUGUGCAUCCCUCCCUCCGUCCCCUCGCUCCUCACCUUUCAGCGUGCCGUAGUUGGUUGCAGGUCCGUCGUAAGGGCUGUAGUUAAGCUUGUCCUCACCCACCUCGACAUCAGCUGGGUACAAGGAGCCGCUGUUGGCCAGGUAGCCCAUCGUCAUGACUGGUGUGCCACCCGUGCCCUCGUUCGUGAUGUUUCCCGCCACAAAUGCCUCGGGAACAACGCCACCCAGCUUGUCGCUGACAUACUGCUUAUAGCGCUGCAUGGAGGAGGGAAGGCAAUGCAGGCACACACAUCCACAUGGACAGGGGGAAGGCCCAUGCUUACGUGCUUACGUCGAGUGUGUAUGGCGGGUGGAGCUUCACAAAGGCCACAUCCCACCUGGGGCACUUCAUGACCACCCGACCCAGCAGCUGUGUCCAUCAAGUCACCAGAGAAGCAGCAGUAAGGUGUGCGUAUGCCAUAACCCCUCUCUUUUUCUCUCUCUCUUUCAGUCCACUUACCGUGCUGUUGGUGAUUGUCGACUGGAGGAUCACAUAGUCUGACAACCGCACAAAUGCAGCCAGCUGACAUCAGCAGCCGCCCUUCAUCCCUGUCACCAUGGCUGACCUGCAUCGAUCACCUUGUCGCUUCGCGUGACGAACAGCGGCUCACGAGGCCCGUCCAGCAGGAAGGUGGAGGCAAGGACAUAGGCUGCAUACACACACCAACCCAGGCCAAGAGGACAGCAUGUAUCCACCCAUCGUCACUAUCAUUCGUGUGCUCACCUGCAGGGUCGCCGAGCAGCCCGUUCGGUGACUCAAAUCGGUGGGCGGGGAUCAGCCGGAAGAUGGACGCCUGCAGGGGCAGCGGCACGUCAUCCAGACCCCUCUCGUACUUGUCGUAGAGGGACUCCAAUCUCGGCCCUUUGACUACCGAGAAAGGGUAGCUGACCGAAUCAAGCACAUCCCCGGCGCUGCUCGUCGCCCGUCGCUCGACUGAGGAUGGCCUCGGAGUCGGGCGAUGAGUCGGGCGCUCCUCUUUGGGGCACUGCGAAGCCAGAGGAGCGCCAGACUGCCAUGCUGACGCCAAGCAAACACAUGCGAUGAGAGCAAGGCCGAGUCGGACGAUGGACCACAUGGUUGGGAAGGGGAUAAGGUGGAUCUGCCAGGGGAAGAUGAAAUGCAAUUCUCUG